GUCUCAUGUGCUGGGGGAAGAACUCAAGAGCAGAAUAAAAGGCCGGUGGCCAGAACGCUACCAUCCAUCCACAUCUCAAGGUGUCUACAGAGUCUGUGCUGCGUGUCAGCCCGCUCCUGAUCAUCUACCAGCCAAGAUGUCCUGCCAGCAGAGCCAGCAGCAGUGCCAGCCCCCUCCCAAGUGUGCCCCCAAGUGCCCUCCCAAGUGCCAGACACCAAAGUGUCCUCCAAAGUGUCCUCCUAAGUGCCCUCCUAAGUGCCCCCCUGUGUCAUCCUGCUGCAGCCUGGGGUCUGGUGGCUGCUGCAGCCUGGGCUCUGGUGGCUGCUGCAGCCUGGGGUCUGGUGGCUGCUGCAGCCUAGGGUCUGGUGGCUGCUGUGGCUCCAGCUCCGGAGGUUGCUGCAGCUCUGGGGGUGGCGGCUGCUGCCUGAGCCACCACAGGCCCCGCAGAUCUCUUCGUCGCCAUCGUCACAGCUCUGGAUCCUGUAGCAGCGGUGGCAGCAGUGGCUGCUGUGGUGGCAGCAGCGGGGGCAGCAGUGGCUGCUGUGGCAGCAGCGGGGGCAGCAGCGGCUGCUGUGGUGGCAGCAGCGGGGGCAGCAGCGGCUGCUGUGGCAGCAGUGGUGGUAGCAGCCAGCAGUCUGGGGACUGCUGCUAACUUGGUCCAUGAAGACACUAGAAUUGCUGUGUAGGAGGAAGCCGUGUUCAGAAGACCUAGCCCCACCUGCUGUCCUGCCCUUGUCCUCCUGUCCUCUAUGUCCCGAUCUCUACAGCACGGAAGUCUAACUGCGGAGGUUCUAAACUUGUUUCUAUAGUGCUAACUCCCUUCUGUGUUUCAGAGGAAUAAAGCCUUCCCCCAUGAUCCUCA
This is a messenger RNA of Mesocricetus auratus (golden hamster), 862 nucleotides long. Its product is annotated as late cornified envelope protein 1C-like. The transcript is spliced from 2 exons. The coding region runs from base 137 to 652 and encodes 171 amino acids. Lineage: Eukaryota; Metazoa; Chordata; Mammalia; Rodentia; Cricetidae. The record is from RefSeq and is a predicted model, not a curated record.